Messenger RNA from Chironomus riparius, 3084 nucleotides. The record is from the annotation of a GenBank genome assembly. NCBI's taxonomy places the organism in Eukaryota, Metazoa, Arthropoda, Insecta, Diptera, Chironomidae.
CAUUAAGUUAAGAGAUAUCUAGCUACCCACAAGAAAUUUCCCUUGAAAACUUUCGCAUAUUCUCAUAAUAAACAAUUUGUUGAAAAUUUCCCGUUUGUUUACAAACUUUUGGAAUGAUUUAACGCUAAUAAACUGGAUGUACAGCAUCAAGAGAAGAAAACUAAGCAAUGCAACAGCCAACACAAGCAACGAAAGAUUUCAAUUUCUUAGUGCCUAGCACUAGCAAAAGCACCUUCAAUCUGAAGAGAAAUCAUGGAAACGUCCAAUCUACUAGUGAUCAAAACUGUCCUCAAAAUGUCAAGAAACUCAAAGUUUCAAAUGAAGGAAGGCUGGAAAUUGACGAUUUUAUGGACUUUAGAGCAACUUUGCAGAAAUUAAAGGAAAACCAUGAGCUUAGACAAAAAGAUAUGCCUCGUAAAUAUUCAGACGAAAUGGACGAUUAUACAGAACAUGAAGUUCCUGCCAAAAUAAAAACCCAGCCAAUUCAGAAAGUACAGAAAGUCCCAAAGCCUUCAAACUUUAAAAAGCAAAGCUCAUACCGGAUACCAAAAGCAGUCACAAAUCGGAACGUUGUGCCUUUAAAGCCUCAAGGAAGUUUUUAUGGAUUAUCAAAAAAUCUUAAGACUUUCUUGCUGCAAAUUAGAGGAAUAUCAAAGCUAUAUGAAUGGCAGGAACAGUGCCUGAGCUUAAAGGCAGUCGAGGAUCGUACAAAUUUAAUUUAUUCAACGCCAACAAGUGGUGGCAAAACUCUAGUCUCAGAGAUUCUUAUGCUUCGUGAAGUGCUGUUGAGAAAACGAAAUGUGAUCUUUAUAGUUCCUUAUGUCUCAAUUGUCCAAGAGAAGGUACAAGAAAUGAUGUCAUUAGCUGUAGAAUUUGAUUUUCUGAUUGAGGAAUAUUGUGCAGGAAAAGGAUCACUUCCGCCUGUUAAACGACGCAAUAAAAACUCGAUUUACAUCUGUACAAUCGAAAAAGGUCAGAUCUUGCUUGACAGCCUGCUUGAAUCUAAGAGAAUUGCUGAAGUAAGCUUAGUUGUUGUAGAUGAGCUACACAUGCUUGGAGAUUCUCAUCGUGGACACAUUUUAGAGUCAUUCUUGACUAAAAUCAUUUAUCUUGAACAUAUUCCUAUCCAAAUUGUAGGAAUGUCAGCAACAAUAUCAAAUUUGGAUGAGAUUUCUGAUUUUCUAGCUGCUGAGUCAUUUACGUACGAUUUUCGUCCGAUUGAACUUAAAGAAUUUCUGAAAACUGGAACUGAAUUAUAUAAAAUUAACCAUAAAGCCACAAAUCCAUCAGGAAUCCUUAAAAAGACUGAAAAAGUUAUUGGACGAAGCUACACGCCAGAAAUGUUAAAAAGAGAUACUGAUCAUAUUGGAUAUUUCGUCUAUAAAGCAGCUAUGGAAUCGUCAUGUCUAAUUUUCUGCGCUACUAAAGUGAAUUGUGAAAAUGUUGCAUUGCUGAUUGCUGAAUGCUUGCCAAAGGAACUGAUGAAAAAGAAAAAUGACGAAAAGAAGGAUUUAAUUGCAGCACUUAAGUCCGAUUUUAAUGGUGGAAUUUGUCCAACUUUAAAUAAAACGAUUCCUUUUGGCGUUGCUUAUCAUCAUUCAGGCCUCACGAGUGAAGAAAGAAAGCGCAUCGAGGAUGCAUUUCACUCUGGAAUCCUUACAGUCAUAUGCUGUACAUCAACACUAGCAGCAGGAGUAAAUUUGCCAGCAAGUCGUGUGAUUAUUCGAGCACCGUACGUUGGAAGAGAAUUAAUAACACUAAGUCAAUACAAGCAGAUGAUUGGACGUGCAGGAAGAGCUGGAAAGAGUGAAAAAGGUGAUAGUAUUUUAAUGUGUGAUAAAAAAGACUUUGAAAAAGUUGCAAAUAUGUUGACAUCAAAAAUGGAAGAUACAUUUAGUGCUUAUCUUAAGGAUACCAAAUAUGUUAAAGAAUUAAUUAUAAAUUUAAUUGGAACUGGAUUGUGUAAGAAUUUCGAGGAACUUCAUGACUAUUCAAAAUGUAUGUUGAGUCGCGUACAACAAGACAGAUUUGAUAUGGAUAUGAAGACAAUUUUUAUAGACAAAUUAAAGGAACUGCUUGAAGCAGGCCAAUUAAAUCAAAAGUUUCAGUCCAAAAAAUCAAAACGUCCUUCAAUAUUAACGUGCUUGCAAGAUCAGAUUGUAGUCUAUGCUGAAGAUCAUUUUGAGAUUAAUAAAGUCGGUAAAGCAGCUGUAAAAUCUGGAAUGACAUAUGAAGAUGCAAGUCAACUCCACAUAGACUUGACUAUUGCUCAUACAAGUCUUGUACUAUCUCAAUGCCUUCACUUGAUGUAUAUUGUGGCACCAAAAGAAGCUGUAGACUCAAUUUACUUGGACUAUAAAAAUUACAGUGAUAUUUUCCUUAAAUUGGACUCGUCAAUGCUAAGCACAGCAAGAGUUAUUGGAAUUGAUGAAAUAUUAGCCGUAAAAAUGAUAAGAAAUCCAAAUUUUCAAGGCGACUUACUUUAUAUGAUUAAGAAAUUUUAUGUUGCCUUAAUUCUUUACGAUCUUUGGAAUGGUCAGGAUUUAUUAAGUGUGUCCAAAAAGUAUAAGGUGAAUCGUGGGAUUGUACAUAAAUUGAUGUAUGCAGCAUCGUCGCAAGCUUAUAGCAUUUUUAAGUUUUGUGAAGUUUAUGAUGAAUUUUGGAUAUUCAAGGAGAUUAUGGAGCAGUUUUCUAAAAGAUUGGCUUAUUGCUGUUCGACUGAGUUACUUCCUUUGAUGGAAUUACCAAAUGUUAAGAUUGCUCGUGCUAAAAUGAUGUACGCGGCUGGUCUUCGUACUAUUGCUGACAUUGCAGCUAUAACUUCUGAGGAUCUUGUCAGAACAAUUAAGAAUAUCAAUAAGAAGCAAGCAGAUCAAGUUGUUAGAGCAGCAAAGAAUACAAUGAAUGAACAAAUUGACACAUUAAAAGUGCAGAUGUAUGAGAUGCAGAAAGUUUUAAGGGAUGCUGGACAGAAAAAUGUGCUUGACAAGAUAUAGUCUUUUUUCUGUAAUUAAUUAAGUUCUUAUGGAAAUACAGUCAAAAAAUCAAUUAAAUAUUUAUUUACUCAAUAAAAGAAGAAUUGAC